CCAAUUGAAAUCGAUGGAUUUUAGAUUCUCGGCAGUGAUUGUAUAUCAAAAUGGCACUUUAUCAUCAAACUGUGUGACGUGGAGCAAAGACCUUGUGGAUGUUCAAACUUACGCCGAAGCAGGUCAAGAUUUGUACAUCAGACUCGAUGGAAAGAAGAAGAACAAAAAGUGGCUUAUCAUAGGUCUGAGCGUUGGAGCCGCUGCUGCUCUCAUCAUCAUUAUAAUUGUGGUACUGGUUUGUAUUUGGAAAAGGAAACAAAAGCUAGCAAGAGCGACUGCAGUAAAUGAAAAUGUUAUGGAAUCGCAAACUGAAGAAAAUAUCUUUGGAGCAGAGGAUACAGAGACUCCGCAACUUCCACCCAUGGAUUUUGGAACAAUAUUAAGCGCCACAGAAAGCUUCUCUGAAGCUAAUGAGAUUGGACAUGGUGGAUUCGGUACUGUAUAUAAGGGACGUUUACCUAGCGGGCAAGCAAUUGCAGUGAAAAGACUCUCUGAGAUCUCAAGACAAGGGACUGUGGAGUUCAAAGCCGAGGUGAUGUUAAUUGCAAACCUCCAGCAUAUCAAUCUAGUUAGACUUCUUGGUUGGAGCGUUCACGAGGAUGAGAGGGUCUUGGUAUAUGAAUACCUUGAAAACGGAAGCCUCCACCAUCGACUUUUUGGUGGAGGCCAAAACUCAUGUGAGCUGAACUGGCAGAGGAGAUUUGACAUAAUUAAGGGCAUCGCUCAAGGACUUGCGUAUAUGCAAGAAGGUUCGCGAGACAUGAUUAUUCACAGGGAUCUUAAGCCAGGAAACAUCUUGCUUGAUAGAGGUAUGAUCCCCAAAAUUUCAGAUUUCGGGUUGGCAAGAAUCUGUGACAGGAGCGAGAGGGAGACUAAAACUACGAAGCCGUCUGGUACUUAUGGUUACAUGUCUCCAGAGUACGCAGAGAGUGGGUGGUAUUCAACAAAGUCAGAUAUCUUUAGCUUCGGGGUGAUACUCCUUGAGAUUGUUACUGGAAAGGAGAACAGAGCCUUUUCAUACACGCUGUGCAGAACUAAUCUUCUGAGCUAUAUUUGGACCAACUGGAAUGACGAUAACUGGGAGGAUACUGUUGAUCAAACCAUUGCUUAGAAGUUGCUUAGGAGACUCAUCAUCAUCAUUUCAGAAACAACAAGUCCGAAGAUGCCUAGAAGUUGGUCUCUUGUGUGUUCAGCAAAAUGCAGAGGACAGACCAACUAUGUCGUCGGUGUUAUUGAUGCUUGUUAAUGAUGCAGCUGCCAUCCCAAGCCCUAAACUUCCUGGUUUUUUAAGGGCUGAGGGUCACAAUGAGGCUUCCAUAACGUCUGGUUCUUUAAUAUCUACCGCCAUAAGACUCUCUUCCUCGACAUCACGCCCCAGUUAUUAGAUCGUUUGUUAAUCUGUAAUUUCUUCAUGCUUCUAUAUAUGCUGCUAUAUAUGAUAUUGCU
Molecule: messenger RNA, 1446 nt
Organism: Camelina sativa (false flax)
Lineage: Eukaryota; Viridiplantae; Streptophyta; Magnoliopsida; Brassicales; Brassicaceae
Product: G-type lectin S-receptor-like serine/threonine-protein kinase SRK
Biological process (GO): protein phosphorylation
Cellular component (GO): plasma membrane
Molecular function (GO): protein serine/threonine kinase activity; ATP binding
Source: RefSeq, a predicted model, not a curated record